GAUAGUACAAUGAUUACUAUUAGUACUACUACUACUACUUGUUUCAUCAAAUUUGCCAUGCUUCGGUCGGCGAUGCGGCACCAGUUGCGGCGGCGACAUCUCGGUCCAGGCGUAGCCGGAGGUCGGGGCCUCGCCAGCGUACCAAAGACAUCGUACAGCUGCAGUGAAUGUGGUCAUCGCCAUUCCAAGUGGCAAGGACAGUGCGACAAUUGCCAUGGAUGGAAUCACUUGCAAGAAGUGUCCAACCUCCCACGGCGCGGCGGCGGCAAGGCAGCACCGCGCGAUUGGAUCCAGCAGUCGCAGUCAAAGCCAAUACGUUUGAAUGACGUGUCGUUGAGUCAAAAUGUACAUCGCAUCAAGCUCGCCGAUGCAGAAAUCAACUGGGUGCUUGGUGGUGGCAUUGUGCCAGGGUCUCUCACCCUCAUUGCAGGCCCACCUGGUGUCGGGAAAAGCACGCUGUCGUUGCAGAUCGCCCACAUGAUGGCGAACGCGACCCAAGCAAACAACGGAGCGGUGCUGUACGUAUCAGGAGAAGAGAGCGUCGGGCAGGUCAAGAUGCGGGCCGACCGGCUCGCGCACGCGUCUCCGAACUUGUACUUGGCGAGCGAAACCAACAUCGAGAGCAUCGUGGGCAUGGUUCAGUCGUGGGACAAGGCUACCCCUUGCGCUGGCGUGAUGGUGGACUCGAUCCAGACCAUGUACUCGGCCGAGAUCAACUCGACCGCAGGAAACGUAUCGCAAGUGAAAGAGUGCACGCUGCAGCUGCUCCGUUUGUGCAAGGUCGAUGGCGUUCUUUCGCGGGAGGCCGCUCUCAAAAGUCGUCAUGGCGUAGGAAGCGGACAUCCCGAUGAUCAUCAUCGGUCACAUCACGAAAAGCGGAGACAUUGCCGGCCCCAAAGUUCUCGAGCACAUUGUGGACACCGUCGUUCAGCUGGACGGCGAAGCGCACAGUCCGAAUCGUUUUCUCCGGUGUACGAAAAACCGGUUUGGAACGACAAGCGAGGUCGGGGUCUUGUCGAUGACGGAUGCGGGGCUCGUCCCGCUCAAAAACCCCUUGCAAGCGUUCCUAAGCCCAAGUACCAGUCCACACACCACACUGUUGCCUCGAGCAUGGCGAAAACAACCCGUCGUGUAGGCAGUGGGCCCAUGGUUGGGGUCGCCGUCACGAUUGUGGUCGAAGGGACCCGUCCGAUCCCGGUCGAAAUCCAAACGUUGUCGAGCCGGUCCUUUGACGACCAUCGCACGACGUGCACGUGCCACGGCGUGUCGUACGACAAGCUCCAGCUCAUCUUUGCCGUGCUCGACGCCCGUGCGAACGUGUCAUUUCGAUCCCACACCGCCUUUGUCAACAUUGCCCAAGGCUACUUUCUCGACGAGCCGUGCGCCGACUUGGCACUAGCUGUGGCCUUGGCCAGCUCGGCCACCAAGCGCCCAGUGGUCCCAAACGCUGUCUUCUUUGGCGAACUCGCUCUCUCCGGCAUGCUUCGUCCGGCCGUGAUGCUCGAGCCUCGGCUCGCAGCCGCCAGCAAAAUCGGGGUCGAGACUUGUGUCAUUCCCAGAGUGACAUGCGCGGAAGGGAAGAAGGUUGUUGAUAAGUACCGAUCUCUUGUCAACAUUAGGCAAGUGGACACUUUGGUCGAGGCGUUGGCGUUCGGGUUGCUCAAAUGAUAACGAUAUCAUUGCUAUGUUGACGCACGCUUUACUGCCUUUGCUUUUUGAAUGGCGUCGACGACGCACGUUUGGCUGCCACCGGUGCUUUCCGCUUCCCGGUGGUGGGUUUCUUCGCAGGCUUCUUUCCCCCCUUGGCCGGAGGCGCACUCUCUUCAUCGUCGGCGUUACUGGUGGACUCUGCAGCGUUGGCUUUGGCCGCGACGAAUUGUUUUCGGCGCUCGUUCCGGCGGAUGCGGUUCCUCUGGUUGCGAGUUGUGACCACGGCAGGUGUCACGGGCAGCCCAAUCGUUGGCGGCGUCUCCAGGAUGUCUUCCGUCUCGUCCGUCCACUUUACCUCUGCGUCACUCGUGACCUUGUCACCCUUCUUCGCCUUGGUGAUCUUGAAGUACCGAUCGCACGUGUCGGCUCCACUUCGCCGCAUCACUUCGCCGUUCGGGCCCACCUUUCCUUCCGCGAGCUUGGCUGCCCGUUUGCUCCACGAGUUGUAGACAGGAUCCUUAUACAGUUGCAAGAGCUGUGCAUCCAGCUCGGGUGUCCAUGGUGAUCGAUCGACCGAAGGAUCGAGCACUGUGUUCCAUCGCCCUUGGCACGCACCGGGGGUGCGCCCAGGCACGUGUGCCGCCACCAGCUUCCAGUUUGCCUUGUGUCCCUUUCCUUGUUCCAACACAGCCUUUCUCAGCUUCUUGUCCUCCUUCGCCGACCACGACGUGCCGAACUUGGCUCCUUUGACCGCUGCCGCCAUUUUUGCAAUGCACUGGAGCGGUCGGGAAUGGUUGGUACUCC
Molecule: messenger RNA, 2454 nt
Organism: Aphanomyces invadans
Lineage: Eukaryota; Oomycota; Saprolegniomycetes; Saprolegniales; Verrucalvaceae
Exons: 4
Coding region: 10-1668 (552 amino acids)
Biological process (GO): recombinational repair; proteolysis
Molecular function (GO): ATP-dependent peptidase activity; ATP hydrolysis activity; serine-type endopeptidase activity
Source: RefSeq, a predicted model, not a curated record